Molecule: messenger RNA, 4498 nt
Organism: Anoplopoma fimbria (sablefish)
Lineage: Eukaryota; Metazoa; Chordata; Actinopteri; Perciformes; Anoplopomatidae
Product: protein turtle homolog B-like
Exons: 20
Coding region: 117-4418 (1433 amino acids)
Cellular component (GO): neuron projection
Molecular function (GO): protein binding
Source: RefSeq, a predicted model, not a curated record
GUCCAGGGCUCGGUUAACAAGGAGACAGGAUACGGGACAUAUCGGAGAUGAGAGAGACUCACCGAAAGGGGCACUUUGAGAUAUGAUGAGGUUUAUUUCUGGCCGGCAAUAGUACUAUGAUUUGGUAUGUGGCCACUUUGAUAGCAAGUGUAUUCAGCACCCGAGGAACGGCCGCUCAAGGUGCCCACGGAGUGCGAGAGGAGCCCCAGUUUGUGACGUCCCGCGCGGGAGAGAACGUCAUCCUGGGAUGCGACGUGUCCCACCCCCUGAACGGCCAGCCCUACGUGGUGGAGUGGUUCAAGUAUGGAAUGCCCAUCCCCUUCUUCAUCAACUUUCGCUUCUACCCUCCUCACGUGGACCCGGAGUACGCCGGCCGGGCCAGUCUGCACGGCAAGUCCUCCCUGCGGAUAGAGAACGUGCGCUCAGACGACCAGGGCUGGUAUGAGUGUAAGGUGCUGAUGCUGGAGCAGCAGUAUGACACCUUCCACAAUGGCAGCUGGGUGCAUCUGACCGUCAACGCUCCCCCCACAUUCACGGAUACACCACCUCAGUAUGUGGAGGCCAAGGAGAGGGGCAGCAUCACUUUGACCUGCACGGCCUUCGGAAACCCCAAGCCCUCUGUCAGCUGGCUGCGGGAAGGCAGCCUCAUGGUCAGCAGUGCCAAGUAUAAGGUGUCUGAUGGGAGUUUGACGGUGCUCUCCAUCACCAGGGAGGACCGUGGGGCCUACACAUGUCGAGCCUUCAGCCCCCAGGGAGAGGUCAUUCACACCACACGGCUGCUAGUACAAGGCCCUCCGUUCAUUGUAUCGCCACCAGAGAACAUCACAGUGAACAUCUCGCAGGACGCCUUCUUCACCUGCCAGGCGGAGGCCUACCCUCGCAACCUGACCUACACCUGGUUCUGGGAGGAGGACAACGUCUUCUUCAAGAAUGACUUAAAGCGCAGAGUCAGUAUUCUCAUUGACGGUUCCCUCAUCAUUGCCCAAGUCAAGCCGGAGGACGAUGGGAAAUACACCUGUGCUCCCAGCAACAGCCUGGGCACACCACCGACCGCCUCUGCCCACCUAACAGUACAAUAUCCUGCCCGUGUGGUAAACAUGCCAUCCGUCAUCUACGUGGCCAUCGGUCUACCCGGCUUCAUCCGCUGUCCCGUAGAUGCCACCCCCCCCGUAACUCUGGUUAAGUGGAAGAAAGACAGCCUCCCUCUCCGGAUCGAUAAGUACCCUGGUUGGAGCCAAAUGGACGAUGGGAGCAUCCGUGUGGCAGAGGUGACGGAGGACUCUCUCGGCACCUACACCUGCAUGCCUUACAACGCCCUGGGUUCCAUGGGAUGGUCCACUCCCGCUCCCCUGGUGCUAAAGGACCCUCCCAAAUUCUCAGUGGUUCCUGGAGGGGAGUACAGGCAGGAGGCUGGGAGAGAACUGGUCAUCCCCUGUGAGGCGGAGGGAGACCCCUUUCCCAACAUCACAUGGAGGAAGGUAGGGAAGCCCAGCAAAAGCAAGCACAAUGUUCUGCCCCGAGGCAGCUUACAGUUCAAGUCACUCACAAAGGAGGACCACGGGGAGUGGGAGUGUGUCGCCACCAACGUUGCCACGAGCAUCACUGCCAGCACGCACGUCCAAGUCAUAGGCACAAGCCCCCACGCCCCAACCGGCAUCCACGUGGCGGCGUCCUCCACCUUGGCCAACGUGUCCUGGGAGGUGGGCUACGACGGAGGCUUCCAGCAGACAUUCUCAGUCUGGCUGAAGAGGGAGCGUUUAGGUCCACACGACUGGCUUUCCAUACCCGUGCCUGGAGGCCACGACUGGAUGGUGGUGCCCGGCUUGGAGCCAGAGACAACAUACCAGUUCAGCAUCCUGGCCCAAAACAAGCUCGGCACAGGCCCUUUCAGCGAGGUUGUCACUGUGAACACACUAGUAUUUCCUAUAAGUACCCCUGAACCAUUGGUGCUGCUUACCCCACCACGGUGCCUCACAGCCAAUCGCACGCAACAGGGAGUCCUGCUCACCUGGAUCCCGCCUGCCAAUCAUACAGCACCAAUCCAGCAUUACGUCAUGGAGUUCCGCCUCGGGGAGCGGUGGGAGGUCUUGGACGACGGCGUUCCUGCAGGGGAGACAGACUUGCUCGCCCGAGACCUGAUCCAGGAGGCGUGGUACGAGUUCAGAGUCAUGGCCGUCAUGGACGACACCAUCAGUGAGCCCAGUAACAUAGUGGGAGUGUCCAGCACAGACUUCUUCCCUCCUCCAGAGAUGGUGGAGGAGCGUGGACUGGCGCGGCCUGUGGUGGCUGGCAUCGUGGCCACCAUCUGUUUCCUGGCAGCAGCCGUCCUGUUCAGCACCAUGGCCGCCUGCUUUGUCAACAAGCAGCGCAGGCGGAAGCUUAAGAGGAAACGAGACCCCCCUCUCUCCAUAACCCACUUCAGAAAAAGCAUGGAAACACCGUCGUCGUCAGGAAAGGUGAGCCCAGAGAGCAUUCGAUCGAAGGCGUCCCUGUCAGAAACAUCUGAAGAUAGUCAUGACCAGCGUGGGACGAAACCACCCCAGAGUCCGGGAAAGAGGGAGGAGAUGUCUUUAUACAAGAAGACUAAAAGAGCAAUAACAAGCAAGUACGGCAUGUCCAAGCAUGAAGCUGAAGCAACGACACCAAUUGAACUUAUCUGCCGAGGCCCAGAUGGGCGCUUUGUCAUAGAUCCCUCUGACCCAGAAAUGUCUGUUAAGCCUCGGCGAAUUGAGGGCUUCCCUUUUGUGGAAGAAUCCGACCUCUAUCCUGAAUUCCGGCAGUCGGACGAGGAGAAUGACGAUCCCAGGCCUCUGCCCCCAGUUAUGGCACCACUUCGGCCUCACCAGAUUUCUCCGAUCUCCAGUCAGGAAUCCUACCUGCAACCUCCAGCCUACAGCCCUCGUUUCCACAGGCCCUUCGAAGGUAUGACCAUCAUGGAGAGCAGUCGGCUCCAGGCCACUGGGCAGAUCCGAGGUUCUCUCCACCACAGAGCUUUCUAUGGCUACCUAGGCCCCCCUGGGGAUCAUGAUCCCCCACCUCCUUUUUACAUGCCUGAUACUAGCCCUCUCAGCUCCGUCAUGUCCUCCCCUCCAUACCUUGCUGAAGGUCCUUUUGGUCACCCCAUGAUUCCUGAAGAAAUGGGGGACGGUGAUUUCCCACAAUAUGCUGUACCUGGUUUCCCACUUCCUCUGACACUCACCUCUUCCUCUCGUUCCCCGGAGAUUUGGCAGGGACUGGAUUUUACCUUUGCAAGUCUGGAGGGGCCCCAAUUCAUUUUUCCGCCCCAUCACCCUUUGCAUCUCCGCCACGACUCACCCUAUCCUCCUCCACCUCAUGUUCUUCCCCUGAGUGCUUUCCAGCCCUCCUCCCUUCCAAUGCCUACUUACCCAGCUGUCCUGCCACUGGAGGCCCCAAAGAUCCGUUCAAGCAAGUCUCCCAGCAAGACCAGGCCUCGUGGCUCCCCAGCCAAGCAUUUAGCUAUGCAAGAGGCACAUUUAGGGCAGCUAAGACACACAAGCCACGGUAUGGGUAUGCCGGUUUUGCCUUACCCUGAUCCAAUGGCCCAUAUUGUCCCUAGCACAUUCAGUAGCUUGGACACACGAUGGUUUGAAUCCACCCCUCGUUUCAGUCCCAGACAGGCUCGUAGGAUGGAUUCUGGCAUGCAUCAGGUGGUUCUCCAGCCCUCCCGACUCUCACCCCUCACCCAAAGCCCCCUUAGUUCUCACGAGGGCUCUCCGGAGAUUGUAGUACGUCCCCGGCCACGUGCCAGCAUUGUCCAACCUCACAUACCCCCAGAGAUGUCUGAGAUUACCCUCCUCCCUCCUUCCACAGCCAGCUUCUCAAGGAGAUCUACCCCUUCCUCCUCACCUGCCCAAGGCCAGGGUAGCAGGAGAGCAAGUCCCAGCUACCGUUCCCACAUGGCCUUUGCCACCUCUGCAACCAGCUACCCAGCUUCCCAGUCCCCGUCACCCCCCAUGGAAAGCAGCAACCUUUUUGGGCAGAUGCCAUCUCAGAGGAGGACUGAGGAGGGGAUCCUUCCAUCUGAGCCCUCUCCACCCCAGUUGUCAGCUUCAGGAAAACGUCGAGGUGCGCCGAGUGCCCUUUCGGGGUCUGAGAGGAUUGAUGCACUGAGAUACCAACGUAUUAAAAAGGCCAAGAAGAUGAUGAUGAACAACAAUAACUCCAAGUCCAGAAAGAAAGCAGGUGCCACCACCUCUCAGACCCAGCAGGCCUACACCUCUCAGGUACUCCAGCCCGAAGAAGCUCUCUACCUCCGCAAGAAGAAGAAGCGGCCCAUCCUCCAUGACCCAUACACUCGCUUUUCCGCCCUGCUGUACCGCCGCCCACCACGGGAGGACCAGAAGGCUAUUCUGGCCAGCAUGGACAACAUAGACCUGGACCACGCAACGCUCCUCUGAAAGCCCUCGAGGACAAGGUCACGAUCAUGCAAUAUACCCUCAUUCCAAAAGUAACACAAGCUUCAUACCAGAUGAUAAAA